Messenger RNA from Thermochaetoides thermophila DSM 1495, 2373 nucleotides. RefSeq names its product cellobiose dehydrogenase-like protein. Bases 1 to 2373 code for a protein of 790 amino acids. The record is from RefSeq and is a predicted model, not a curated record. The transcript has 9 exons. Lineage: Eukaryota; Fungi; Ascomycota; Sordariomycetes; Sordariales; Chaetomiaceae. Gene Ontology annotation, molecular function: oxidoreductase activity, acting on CH-OH group of donors; flavin adenine dinucleotide binding.
AUGAAGUUCUUUGGCCGCAUCGGGGCGACUGCCCUCGCGGCGUCGCUGUAUCUGCAGCAAUGCGCCGCCGACAUGACGGAGGGCACCUACAGCCAUGUUCUAACCGGUAUCAGGCUCAAGACGUGGUCCUCACAAGAUGGGGGCUUCACGUUUGGCAUGACUCUUCCAGACACCGCCUUAGAGAAGGAUGCCAAUGAGUACAUCGGCCUUAUUCGUUGCAAGAUCACCCCCAGUACCAAUGGUCCGGGCUACUGCGGCAUCUCCCAUGGCAACUCCGGCCAGAUGAGCCAUUCCCUGCUGUUGGUGGCCUGGCCCUACAACGGAACCGUCUACACCUCGUUCCGCUACGCCACCGGCUACACUCUGCCGAACUUAUACACCGGUGACGCCAAGCUGACGCAGAUCGCGUCCAGAAUCACUGCUGACAGCUUUGAGGUGCUCUAUCGCUGCCAGAACUGCUUCUUCUGGGACUAUGAGGGAGACAAAGGCAACUCCACGACCUCUCAGGGUUUCCUGACUCUCGGCUGGGCGGGGAGCAAGGGUGGUGUGCGGGGUCCGACCUGCCCUGAUACGGCGACGUUCGGGUUCCACGAUAAUGGUUUCGAUAUCUGGGGCUUUGGGCUGCAGGAUGUGGUUGUGCCUUCGAGGACGUACAGCCAGUGGACAGCGUGGGCGUUUCAGAACCCCAAGACUACUUGCGAGGGCACUGGCCCUGUCGGGCCCAAAUGCGUCCCUGCUCCCGACGAGACCUUCGACUAUAUCGUCGUCGGUGCCGGUGCCGGCGGCAUCCCCGUUGCUGACAAGCUCAGUGAGGCCGGGUACAAAGUCCUGCUGAUUGAAAAGGGCCCGCCGUCAACCGGCCGCUGGAACGGCACGAUGAAGCCUACGUGGCUCCAGGGCACCAACCUCACGCGCUUUGAUGUUCCUGGUCUCUGCAAUCAGAUCUGGGUCGACUCGGCUGGCAUUGCCUGCACGGACACUGAUCAGAUGGCCGGCUGCGUUCUGGGCGGUGGCGUCGCUGUGAACGCGGGUUUAUGGUGGAAGCCACCCAAGAAAGACUGGGAUGAGAACUUCCCCGAAGGCUGGAAGUCCUCCGACGUUGAGGCCGCGACCAAACGCGUCUUCGAGCGCAUCCCCGGCUCAUGGCAUCCCUCGUCCGACGGCAAGCUCUACUACCAAGAAGGCUAUGACGUCCUUGCCAGCGGCCUACGGGCCUCCGGCUGGACCGAGGUCAUCGCCAACGAAGAGGCCGACCAGAAAAACCGCACGUUUGCCCAUACCCACUUUAUGUUUCACAAUGGCGAGCGCGAUGGCCCAUUGGCGACGUAUCUUGUUUCGGCAUAUGAAAGAGAGAACUUUAGGCUGUGGACGAACACGGCUGUUAGGAGGGCCCUACGGACGGGUGGUACGGUUACGGGUGUAGAACUGGAGUGCCUUACGACUGGCGGGUUCAAUGGUACCGUGAAGCUGAACCCCGGUGGUGGUGUCAUCUUCUCAGCAGGAGCAUUUGGGUCGGCGAAGUUGUUGCUGAGAAGCGGUAUUGGCCCCCAGGACCAGCUCGAGAUUGUCGCCAGCUCCAAGGACGGCGCGACCUUCAUCGACCGCAGCGAGUGGAUCAACCUGCCGGUUGGCUACAACCUGAUUGACCAUCUAAAUACGGACAUCAUCGUUGAUCAUCCCGAUGUCGUAUACUAUAACUUCUUUCAGGCCUGGUGGGAUCCGCCGGAGGAGGACAAGAAGGCCUACCUUGAGAGAAGGUCGGGUAUCCUUACUCAAUCGGCACCAAACAUUGGCCCAGCGAUUUGGGAGGAAGUCACCCCGUCCGAUGGCAUCGUCCGUCAGCUCCAGUGGACAGCUCGUAUCGAGGCUGAUAUGCGCUACACUAGAUCACCGACCGCUGUGGUACUUAGCUUAUACCUUGGCCGCGGCGUUGUCUCACGCGGCCGCAUGACCAUUACCCCGGCGCUGGUGACCACCGUCUCCGAGCACCCGUACCUUCACGACGCAGGCGACCGUGAGGCCGUAAUCACCGGCAUCAAGAACCUGGUUGACUCGCUCAGCGUCAUCCCUAACAUCACCUUCGUCUUGCCGCCAAAGGGACGGACAAUUGAGAGCUGGUUUGAUAGCUUAUUCGUCUCCCCGGCGACGCGCCGCGCCAACCACUGGAUGGGAACAGCCAAGCUCGGCCCAGACGACGGUCGCCAGCCGAAUGGCACCUCCGUCGUCGACCUCGAUACCAAGGUCUAUGGCACGGAGAACCUGUUCGUUGUGGACGCGUCCAUCUUCCCGGGCAUGUCGACCGGCAACCCGUCGGCGAUGAUCGUUAUCGCCUCGGAGAGGGCGGCAGAGAGGAUCUUGGCGUUGAGGAAAUGA